CGGAUCUGAGAGCUGUCGGUGGUUCCUGUGUCGGUGGUGAGGAUCAGCUGUAACGGGACUGUUUAAAGAUGCUGAUGUUUCUGCUCCUCGUUUUCGUUUCCCAGCAUGCCUCAGGGGUGGAAGUAGAGCAGGGGGUUGAGUCUGUCGUGCUGCCCUGUCAGGUACCAGUUAAUGUUUCCAUGAGCUCCACAGCAGCAGUGUGGGACCAAGAGGAACUGACGAAGCCAAUGGUUCACGGACGUGUGAAGAGCGGUGAUGAUCUUUCUCUUCAAAAUGAUCAUUACACCAACCGAACAUCAAUGAGAGCCGACGCUCUGCAGACUGGAGACCUCAGCCUUACUCUGAGGAACCCCACAGUCUCUGACAGUGGAACCUACACCUGCACCGCCCGCAAGCAAGGACAAGAGCUGAGCCGGACUGAAGUACAGCUGAAGGUCACAGAAGCUCCUCCAGUCUGGCCCAAAGUCCUCUCAGGUGUCCUGGGUACUCUUCUUCUCCUGACUCUUCUCUGUGGUCUCUGUGUGUAUUUUGAACAUAAAAGGAUGAAGCAGAGUGAAGUUCCUCAAAGCGAGUUUGUGGAGGUGACACAGGGGGUGAAGUCUGUCCUGCUGCCCUUUAAAACUACACCUGACCUUUCUGAGGACGUCACAGUGGAGUGGACUCGCACUCAACCCAAACUCAUGACGGUCCACGUGUAUGAGAGUGGAAACAAUCAGCCACAUAAACAAGACCAGGGCUACAGAGGUCGCACAGAGAUGAAGGAAGAUCCACUGACAACUGGAGACUUCAGUCUGACCCUGAAAGACUUCUACCUCACUGACAGUGGACGCUACACCUGCACCGUCUACAACAAGGAUGGAAACGUGCUGCUACAGAAAUCAGUGACUCUCGCUGUCAGAGUUCCUCCUCCAGAGUGGGUGGAGGCGUUGGUAGUGACCGAAGGAGAGGAGUCUGCCCUGCUGCCCUUUAAGACCACACCUGACCUUCCUCAGGACGUCAGAGUGGAGUGGACUCUCACUCAACCCAAACCCAUGAAGGUCCACGUGUAUGAGAGUGGAAACAAUCAGCCACAUAAACAAGACCAGGGUUACAGAGGUCGCACAGAGAUGGAUGAAGAUCCACUGAACACUAAAGACCUCAGUCUGACUCUGAAAGACCUCCACCUCACUGACUGUGGAGUCUACACCUGCACCGUCUACAACAAGGAUGGACACAUGCUGCUACAGAAAUCAGUGACUCUCACUGUCACAGUUCCUCAGACAAAGAUGUUGGAGGUAACACAGGGUGAAAGGUCUGUCCUGCUGCCCUUUAAGACUACACCUGACCUUCCUCAGGACGUCAGAGUGGAGUGGGCUCUCACUCAACCCAAAUCCAUGAAGGUCCACGUGUAUGAGAGUGGAAACAAUAAGCCAGAUAAACAGGACCAGGAUUACAGAGGUCGCACAGAGAUGAACGAAGAUCGAGUGAAAAAUAAAGACUUCAGCCUGACCCUGAAAAACCUCCACUUUACUGACCGUGGAGUCUACACCUGCACCGUCUACAAUAAGGAUGGACACAUGCUGCUACACAAGUCACUGAUACUCAGUGUCAGAGUUUCUCAGACAGAGGUGGUUGAGGUGACACAAGGAGAGACAUCUGUCCUUCUACCCUUUACAACCACACCUGACCUUCCUGAGGACGUCACAGUGGAGUGGACUCUCACUGAACCACAACAAAUGAAGGUUCACGUGUAUGAGAGUGGAAACAAUCAGCCAGAUAAACAGGACCAGGGUUACAGAGGUCGCACAGAGAUGAAUGAAGAUCCACUGAACACUAAAGACCUCAGUCUGACCCUGAAACACCUCCGCCUCACUGACUGUGGGGUCUACACCUGCACCAUCUACAACAAGGAUGGACACAUUCUGAUACAGAAAUCAGUGAUACUCAGUGUCAGAGAUGUUGGGAUGCAGAUGGUGGUUACACAAGGGCUAAAGUCUGUAAUGCUGCCCUUCAAAAUACCACGUGACCUUCCUCAGGGCACCACAGUGGAGUGGAGACACAACAGUGUGAAAGUCUACAAGUGCAAGUUGAUAGUUAUAAGUUGUUGCACAGAGCACCAGCCUCGCAGAGAUCGUGCCAGGAUGGAUGGAUAUCCACUGACAACUGGAGACUUCAGUCUGACCCUUAGAGACCCCCACCUCACUGACAGUGGAGUCUACACCUGCACCGUCAACAACACAUACAGAGACAUCCUGCUACAGAAAGUGGUGACUCUCAGUGUCACAGAUAAUGAAGUGGGCGUGUUGGAGGUGACACAAGGGGAGAGGUCUGUGCUGCUGCCCUUUCAAACCACAGCUGACCUUCGUCAGGGCGUCACAGUGGAGUGGACACGCUCAGACUCCAAACACACCAAAGUCUGCGUGUUUCAGAAACGCCAAAGCCAGCCAGACAAACAGCACCAGGGUUACAGAGGUCGCGCAGAGAUGGAUGAAGAUGCACUGAGAACUGGAGACCUCAGUCUGACCCUGAAAGACCUCCGCCUCACUGACAGUGGAGUCUACACCUGCACCGUCUACAACAAGGAUGGACACAUGCUGCUACAGAGAGUAGUGACUCUCAGUGUCAGAGCAACCUUAAAGGGAGCCAUGGCAGACAUGCUGGCACGUCUCAGGAGGAGGAGGGCAGCAAAAUCUGAGAUUAAAAUGGAAAAGAGGAACACGAACCAAGAACAGGAACGUCUGACUGCUGAAGAAACAGUCUGAUGAGGAGGAGGAGCUGGUGAUGAAGAGCAGCCUGAGGAACAAAGAUUCCGACUGGAGCACAGAGUAAAAACACAGAUGCCUCUGUUGUUAAACCAGCUGAUGGAUGAAGAGCAGACCCUGCUUUUGCUUUUCAACAAACAGCAGAGAAGAAUAUUAUGAUCAUGCAUGUACUUUUUAUCUAUAUCAGUGUGACCUGAACUGUAAUGUGAAUGUAAUGUAAUCAUGUUGCAAUCAGUAAUUGUAUGUAUUUAU
Messenger RNA from Pelmatolapia mariae (spotted tilapia), 2993 nucleotides. Its product is annotated as muscle M-line assembly protein unc-89-like. Lineage: Eukaryota; Metazoa; Chordata; Actinopteri; Cichliformes; Cichlidae. The coding region runs from base 69 to 2741 and encodes 890 amino acids. The transcript is spliced from 12 exons. The record is from RefSeq and is a predicted model, not a curated record. Gene Ontology annotation, cellular component: external side of plasma membrane. Gene Ontology annotation, biological process: immune response; negative regulation of T cell proliferation; cellular response to lipopolysaccharide.